Dendronephthya gigantea is the source of this 1491-nucleotide messenger RNA. RefSeq names its product A-kinase anchor protein 7-like. The coding region runs from base 396 to 1115 and encodes 239 amino acids. The transcript has a single exon. The record is from RefSeq and is a predicted model, not a curated record. Gene Ontology annotation, cellular component: cytosol. NCBI's taxonomy places the organism in Eukaryota, Metazoa, Cnidaria, Anthozoa, Malacalcyonacea, Nephtheidae. Gene Ontology annotation, molecular function: protein kinase A regulatory subunit binding.
UUGUGUCCGCCUGCGUCAGGCGACACUAUGGAAUCGCCUGAGUCUGAUUGAUACACAAGCACGCAGUGCUUGAGUCUAGUUAAGCAGUACGUGUUCCUACACGUAUUUGUGUCCGACCACAAACGAGUCAGCCCAGGCACAAUGAAAUGCUCGAGAAAGCAAUUGAAAGCUUUCUGUGAGUAUAAUGGUAGUCUGUAGAAGAACACAAAUAGCGAAGUCUAUGCACUUUUCUCUUCGCAGUUCUUCGCUAAUGGCAGCCCCCAACAUGUGGCCGGCGUGGUUAAAUCGAAAUCACACGAGAUAAGCGCGCGCGACGCGUGGUACCUCAUGACACGCGUGGUGUAACAAACUUCCUCAAUAGAUAUAUAUAUAGCCAGCCAAGAGGUGACAACAUCAUGGCGGCUUCCAUAGGAAGCGGCCAUAAAAAUGAAUCAGAAGAUGAGGACUGGAAUAAGGUAGUAAAGAAUAAAAAGAGAAGACCAAAUCAUUUUGUUGCCAUCCGUGUAUUAGAUUCUAAGAUUCAUCUUGCCGCUAAAGAAUUUCAAGAAACAGUUUUAAAAGAAAAUGAAAAGUUGAAACCAGCAUUAAUUCCUUUAAUCUCACUACACAUAACAAUGGCUGUGAUGCAUUUAGAUGAUCCUUUGAUAGAAAUUGCAAAAGAUUCUUUAGAAAUGUGCAAGGAAAAAAUAAAUGAAGCUCUUGCAGAUGUUAAUUUUAGAUUAACAUUUUGUGGGGUUGGAAACUUCAAUAAUCAAGUAGUUUUUGCAAAGAUUCAAGAGAAGGAACAAAUUGAAUGCUUGAAGACCAUUAAUAGUGUGAUUACUGAAACAUUUCAGAAAAAUGGGAUUUGUCUUAGUAAUAAGAGGGAAUAUAACCCACAUUUGACAUUGAUGAAAUUAUCAGGAAUGAGUUCACUUGGAAAAAGUGGAAUAAGGAAAGUGGAAGAAAAAGUUUAUGCAUCCUCAGUUGAUUCAUACUUUGGCAAUGAAAUUGUAAGAAAUGUUUAUUUGUGUUGCAUGCAUGGGGAUAAGGAAGAUGAUGGUUUUUAUAAAUGUCUAUCAACAAUAACAUUUUCUAACAGCCCUGAAAUGAGUGAAUCUAAGAGUGACAAAUAAUAAAACAAUUAAGAUUUAAAAAAUAAAUGUGAGAAAUUUGAAAAAUCAAUGUUGUUGUUAAUAUGUUGUGAAAGGUAGUCUACAGUUGCAUAAAAGUUGUCUGUAGUUGAGUAAUUGUGUGGGUUAAGUUUGGUUUUAUAUGUCAAGUCAUUGGUUGUUCCUCUGUGCACAAAAGAAAUGAACAGUUGGAAUACAAACUUAUGUGUGUACUUUGCUUGUUGCCAAAGAAGAAAACGAGGCUAAAAAUCCAUAGUAUUACCAGUGGCUCUUGCAACUAUUAAAAUUCAUUUGUAUUACUUUAAAACUGCAUUGUUAAAUUUAAGCGAUAUAAAUUAUUUAAUGUACUCCCUUUUAGCAACAAAAUAUAUUUUACAAA